CUGGAAGCAAAGGAAAUCACUUCCGGGUCAGAAAAGUCCUGCUCGGCACGUGAAUGAAUCAAAUGUGCAAAAGGGAUUCUGAAGAAGUGCUCUUUAUUUCCGAAUGGAUUUUACCUAGACCCAAGCUGACUGUUGUCAUUGAUCAGGUGAGGCGACUUGCCCUGCAAAGAGACAUUGAUCAGGAAUCUCUCCCGAAGCAGCUCUCAGAGUCUAAUGACAGGUCUGCUCUUGUGAAAGGAUGUGAGGAGAAGAUGAAAAUUAAAACAGAGGAUGUGAUAGAUGAGAAUGUUGAAAAGUAUUCCAAGAAGAAACAAACUUCACCUCAAAAAAUGAACGUUUCCACAGUUGAUGAGACAGCCCAGUGUGUGGACAUGAAAAAGAAACCAUUUCAAAAAUAUGACUCGGUAGUUACAGUCCAGGGGCCUUUAGAAGUAGGCGGUGAGGAAAAACCGAAAAAGAAGACGGAAGUGGUGAAUGGUUGUAAUAUAAUAGAUGGGAAUUGUAAUGAAACAAACAUAAAGAAAACACAGACCGACAUUCAAAAAGGAACCAAGAAAACAAGUAAUGACGAAAAGCCCAAAAAUAAAACCCUGACUAAUCGUGAAAAUCAUCAAGAUGACGAGAAAGUGGCAGAGCAACCUAAAAAACUGAAAAGUGAAAUUCAUGAUGAAAAAGUGGCAAAGAAAGCCAAGAAAGAAAAAAAUAAGGUUAAUGAUGAGAAAGUGGCGAAGAAAGCAAAAAAAGAAAAAAAGAAAAUUCUUGACAAAAAAGUGUCAAAGAAAGCCAUGAAAGAAAAAAAUGAGGUUCAUGACAAGAAAAUGUCAAAGAAAGCCAGUAAAGAAAAAAAUAAAAUUCUUGACAAAAAAGCCAUGAAAGAAAAAAAAAAAGUUCAUGACGAGAAAGUGUCAAAGAAAGGCAGUAAAGAAAAAAAUGAGGUUCAUGACGAGAAAGUGUCAAAGAAAGGCAGGAAAGAAAAAAAGAAAAUUCUUGGCAAAAAAGUGUCAAAGAAAGCCAUGAAUGAAACAAUUGAGGUUCAUGACAAGAAAGUGUCAAAGAAACCCAAGAAAGAAAAAAAUGAGGUUCAUGACAAGAAAGUGUCAAAGAAACCCAAGAAAGAAAAAAAUGAGGUUCAUGAUGAGAAAGUGUCAAAGAAAGCCAGCAAAGAAAAAAAUGAGGUUCAGGACGAGAACGUGGUAAAGAAACCCAAGAAAGAAAAAAAUGAGGUCCAUGAUGAGAACGUGGCAAAUAAACCCAAGAAAGAAAAUAAUGAGCUUUGUAAUGAGAAAGUGGCAAAGAAACGGAAGAAAGAAAAAAAUGAGGUUAAUGACGACAACGUGGCAAAAAAACCCAAGAAAGACAAAAAUGAGGUUCAUGACGAGAAAAUGGCAAAGAAACCCAAGAAAGACAAAAAGAAAAACCGCAAGGACAAAAGUGAGUGUAAGGAGAAAAAAGUGAAAGAUACGGCGACACAAAUUGAACAUGAAGAGGUUUGGAUGGGGGGAAAAGAAAAGAAGGUACUGAAGAAGCCCAAGCAAGAACCAAAUGAGAUGUCAGUCGUGAGUGCAGGGGAUAUUAAACACAAGGCAAAGACGAAAAAGAAUGUAGCAGAACAGACUGAAAUAAGUAUUAAGAAGAAAACCGCUAAAUUAAAAUUAUCAGAGAGUGAAGUGGCCACAGAAACGUCAGAGGGGCUUUGUGAGCUUAAGCCAAAGAAGAAAAAAAAGAAGGAUUCUUCACCAGAUAAAGAACAACCUGUGGAUUCCAGUAAAGCGGCAGCACGGAAGCAAAAAAAAGCCGCAAAGAGUGACGUAGAGGAAGGUGAGACAAAACAAAAAGGAAAAAAAGAAAAGCCCAAGAAGAGAAAACCGUCUGGGCUCGGCACAGAUGGAGAAACUGCAUCUGUGAAGAAGAAAAAACAAAAAAUAGAAGAGCCUAAUUGCGAAGAAACGCAACACCAGGAACCAAACAAGAAAAGAAAAAAGAAAAGUCCUGUUAAGAAAGUGCUUGAGGGAGUGUGUCCUGACUCCUGCAUAAAGAAGGGAGAGAUUCAAAGGAAACCGAAGAAGGUGGAGGAAAUUAAAGUCGAAUCGGACCAUCAAUGGGAUGAUUUGAGGAGAGUUCCCCAAGUAGACGUCGUCUUCUUGUCAGAGAAGACCGGAAACACUGACGAGUUGACCAUCAACCAGGAAAGGCGACAGGCUUUACAAAUGGAGGUCGACAAGGCUUCGCACCCUCAAAAAGCGGACCAAGCUUCAGGGUUUGGUCAGUGGAGCACCGCCCAGUUUGAAAACUGUCAACAGCAACAGAGGUUUCUCAGGUUGAUGGGUGGCUUCAAGAACUUCCAGCCAGCUGCUGUUGCAAGCACGCCAAAGCCAAAUAUGGCGCUGGACAAAGUCGCACAGGAGCGCUUGCAGCAAGGACUCUGGAGCGAGUUUGAGCGCGCUCACUCACGCAGAAUAGACUUUAACAACCAAGGUGCAGGACUUGGCUUUAGCAAAUCUCCCCAAAAACAGUUCUUUAUUGACAUCAACGCAUGUCAUUCUGUCCGCUUUGAUGAUUGAGCUUUGUAGAUCGUUUAAAGGUGGAGUUUGCAGUUUUCAAGCUAGCAAGGUUUGAAUGUUUUGGCAGCGGGCUUCAUUUUAACUUUUUUUUAACAUUAUUUUCUGGAUUACCCAUUUAACUAAUCCGCCCAUGCAAAUUAUGAGCAUAGCUCGGGCACACCUUCUUGUCACCUUUUGAGUUUCUGGUAGGCUAUUCUUGUCAUGGUGGGACAAGGUUUAAAGUGACACGUUCAACAGUAAAUUUUAACUCGAGAUGGUUUUGUGGUUAUAACACUGAUUUAAAAACAUGCUUUUUUUCCUCUAGCACAUGAGGGUUUUUUUCCUUCCAAGUAUAAAUCUAAAAUCUAAGAUCACAAUCUAAAUUUGAUCAUGCAUUGUAAUUUCAAGCUAAGACCUUUAAGAAAAAAUACCUUUAAUUCAUCUUCAAUCUAUUGUUAUUAUGAAAAUGUGCCAGAGAAGAAACUAGGGGAUAUUCUGAAUCAGCCGGAAAAAAAAUCAUCUGAAAAUGCAUGCACCAUUGAUUAGAAGAAACAUUGACCAGUGUAGUUCUUAAAAUACAAUUAUAGGUGGAAAAUGGGACGAGGUAUGAUUUUUUUUUUUAAAGAUCAUUGUGAUUUUCUACUGUCACUGUCAUUUUAUAUAUAGUUUUAAGAUAUGGCUUCUUUUUUUUUAAAAACUACAAACUCCAGCUUUAGUAUUGUUUUAACUUAACACUGUUUCCAUUGCAUCAAGCUCUUUACUUUAGGAAUCCCUGUAAAUAAAGAAAUGUUACACAGCU
This is a messenger RNA of Syngnathus typhle (broad-nosed pipefish), 3339 nucleotides long. It is a transcript of the gene knop1, whose product is annotated as lysine-rich nucleolar protein 1. The record is from RefSeq and is a predicted model, not a curated record. Lineage: Eukaryota; Metazoa; Chordata; Actinopteri; Syngnathiformes; Syngnathidae. Bases 54 to 2561 code for a protein of 835 amino acids. The transcript is spliced from 7 exons.